Molecule: messenger RNA, 597 nt
Organism: Paramecium tetraurelia
Lineage: Eukaryota; Ciliophora; Oligohymenophorea; Peniculida; Parameciidae
Exons: 2
Source: RefSeq, a predicted model, not a curated record
AUGAUCAGAAUCGUUUUUGGUUUCUUGUUUAUUAGUAAUUUUUGUGCAUAUCGAAUUAACGAGAAUUUAAUAUAAGAAAGGCAAGGACAACUUAAUGAAAAUAAUGAAUUGUAAGCGUAAGAGUACUCUGAAAAAUUAUAAUAGUGCUUUGAUAAUGAAUUAGAAGCAAAGCAUGAAUUAGAGAAUGUAAUGAAGUUUGAUGAAAACACUAUAGGAUUUGGAGAUGGAGUUGAUGUAUAUGAAUAGGAGGAGAAGAGAGAACUCAAGGAUUCAAAAAAGGGAAAUAAAAUAUUUGGAUUUGGAAAAGGUAAAAAUGUUUAUGAAGAGGAAGAGAGAAAAGAAUAGAAUAAUGUUAAUGACAAGGUUAGAGGAUUUGGAAAAGGAGAAGAUGUUUAUGAAGAUGUUUAGGAGAUUAAUAAAGAUGUCGAUGGAUUUGGCAAAGGAGUGGAAGUUUAUGAGGUUGAAAAACAAGAAAAGGAGUCGUCAGAAGAGAAUGGAUUUGGAGAGGCUCUUGGAACAAUUGAUGAUUAUGAGUAAUAAAUGGAGGAUUAGGACUCAUAUGUUCAAUUGUCUGGAAAUUUAAGAAGGAAAGCAUGA